Mycotypha africana is the source of this 1273-nucleotide messenger RNA. Its product is annotated as phosphatidylethanolamine-binding protein. The transcript is spliced from 5 exons. NCBI's taxonomy places the organism in Eukaryota, Fungi, Mucoromycota, Mucoromycetes, Mucorales, Mycotyphaceae. The record is from RefSeq and is a predicted model, not a curated record. Bases 90 to 1172 code for a protein of 360 amino acids.
GCAACUCACGGACUUUAUCUGCUAUAUUAGGGGUUUUUUGAUUUUAUUUUUGUUUGUUCCUACCCCCCUCUUGAUAAGUGUGCAUAAUAAUGAUGUCAACCCUGGUCAAGCAAUCUCUUCUAAGGGUUCGUUGUACUGCUCGAUGGAAUGUUACACGUCAGGCCUCUUCUUCCACAGCAUCAGCAACAGCUGCAGCACGUCUAGCUUACGAGGAAGCUAUUAAUUUAAUCCAAGUAGAUAAAAAGGAACGUCUUCAAAUGUUGAACCGUGUGGAGAAGGAGAUCGCCCGUAUUGCGAAAAGUGCCACACCAGCUCAAUUAAAAGCACUCAAUGCUCUAAAGUAUGAUUUGGAAGUGAAGUCAGAACUCAACGAACCAGAGGUUCAAAGAAAUUUCAAACUUCGAAAUAGUAAGUUAAGGACAAAAUCCAACUGUACUGUUAGUGAUUGUCUUAACGAAACAAUAAACAAAAAUGUAGUUGACAUGUCAAAGCCUGUGUAUCGUUAUAUGCGACAAAAAGAAUUCGAGAAACAACCUAAAGCUAUACUAAUGCAGCGUAUUACUCAAAUGAAUGUUAUACCUGACCUUUUGAAUACAGAUAUGAAUCCAACUGUUCAAGUAAAUAUCAAACUACCUGAACAAGGUACAAUAGAGCCUGGCAUUUUCAUCAAAUCUGAAGAAAGUGUUAAGCUACCUGAAAUCGAAGUGGUGAACUUCCACGAUGAACCUAGAUUAUAUACUUUGAUGAUGAUUGACCCAGAUUCGCCUGAUGUUGAAAAUAAAACAUAUCAACAACGUUGUCAUUGGUUAAUAUCGAAUGUCAGUCUAUCAGCUACUUCACCUAUCGUUAAAGAAGGUGAUAUCGUCCUCGAUUAUAUUCCACCUCAUCCUGAAAAGGGCACUAAAUAUCAUCGAUAUACUGUUAUUGCUUACGAACAACCGAACGAAGGCAAGGACAGAGUGGAACUCAAAGUAGAAAGUAGAAAUCGUAUGAACGUCAAAAAUAUAGCUGAUCAACAUGGAUUAAAACCAACUGGUGUCAGUUUCUUCCGCGAGGUGUGGGAUGAACAUGUGCCAACAAUUUAUAAAGAUAUUCUUAAAGAACACGAGCCUGUUUAUGGCAAACCCCCUAGAGUUCAACCUAUCAUUAAACGAGCUGUAUAUUACUCAUAAAAGCAAUACUAGUCUUGACCACUAUGUAUACAUAAAAUUGUAAAUGAAGAAUAAAAUUAUGUGUAUUAUACCUACGUCUGGUAGAGCUUUAUCCCGUCAAG